AUGCUCAUUGAAGUUAUUCGUGAAUUUGUAAUAAAAGCAAGGAAUCUGUGGUGUGGCAGUUCCCGCCAUAUUUGGCGUCAAUGUCCGUAUCGUAACUACAAAUGUGAUAUUUGUGGCAAAAUUGGACAUUUAAAACGGGUGUGCUCGCUCGGUGAGAGACAUCAAAAUAAAAGUAACAACAGGCGCGUGUGGACCUCGAGUACGGGAUCAACUGGCAUUCGCGGUUCAGCGCACGGCAGAGGCACUGGCUCCGGCGUGCGGCACUGGCAAGGCUCCGUGCGUCAUGAGCGCGCCCACCACGUAGCUGAGGGGGAGGAGGAGCCCUCCGCACCGGCAUCGGCAAGCGAAGGCGAAGAAAACGAGGGUAGUAAAACAGGAGCGACAAAGGAUGAGCACGGCAGACUCUCAAGUGACCGAAGUGAA
This is a messenger RNA of Iphiclides podalirius (scarce swallowtail), 423 nucleotides long. The record is from the annotation of a GenBank genome assembly. Lineage: Eukaryota; Metazoa; Arthropoda; Insecta; Lepidoptera; Papilionidae.